AUGGGAUCUCACGGCUCCCACUACGAAAGAGAGGCCGAAUUGGACUUGAUCCUAGAGGAGACCGGCUGUGAGUGGGACUGCUGCGGACCCGAGUGUCCGAGGCUCCUGGCCUUCCCAGCUCCCUGCGGCCGGAGUCCCCAGCGGCUGAAGGGGACUGGCGCGGGAGGGGGGCGGGAUGGCCUCUUGGUCUCUCUGGUCACCUUCCCCGAAGGCUUUGGUGGGAGUGGGGCGCGGGCUGAGAGGGGGAAGCGGCUUUGGUUUCCUGAGUCGAGAAUUCUGAGCCUUGAGUCUCUUUGGGUCACUCUGAUCCUCUCCCGACCCCCAGCACCCAGCUCUGAUUGUCUACCCUCUUCUCACUCUCCAGUCUCUCGGGCCAACCUCAGUGGCCUUCAUCAGCGCUUCCAGUACUUGGACAAGAAUAAAAACGGCUUCUUGAGUCAGAUGGAUCUACACAAUAUAAAAGAACUUGAAAGGAACCCACUGACAGAUCGGAUCAUCAACAGCUUUUUCCCAGAUGGGUUUGGGAGGGAUAACAUGAUUCUUUCAUUCGGGGGUCAGUGUGUGGAUUUCUGAGGUUUUGUCUGGGUCCUGGCCCAUUUUCGACCCUUGGAAAAUGAGGACUCAACUGCUGGGGACCCCCAGAAGCCUAAGCCCCUAAACAGCCAGAACAACAAACUGCACUUUGCUUUUCAGCUCUAUGACCUAGACUGUGAUGGAAAGAUCUCAAAGAAAGAGAUGUUACAGGUCUUGAGGUUGAUAGUUGGGGUCGAGGUGACAGAUGAGCAGUUGGAGGUCAUUGCAUCCCGGACGGUGCAAGAAGCUGAUGAGGAUGGGGGUGGAGCUGUGUCCUUUGAGGAGUUUACCAGGUCCUUAGACAAGAUGAACGUCGGACACAAAAUGAGCAUACGGAUCCUGAAGUGACUUCCUUCUCCAGGAGGCAUCUUCCCCACUCUAGAGGAAUCCAUUUCCAACCCCCUGAAGUAUUCCUUUCCAUUUCAGGGGUGCACCCCUCCCUAUUCCUGGUAGAAUCUACUUUCUGGCCCUGGAGGGAUCUGCCACCAGACCUGGAAGAAUCCAUCUCCAAAGGGCUAUGCCUCUUUCCUUUUAGAGGGAUCCUGAAAAUCUUGUGGGGUUCUUCUGUUCCUGGAGGGAUACACUCCCCCCACCUGAAUUAAUUUAGCCCAAUCUAGAGAAUCCAUGCUGCAUCAUGGAAGGAACACACUCUUCCUUCCUGAAAGGCUCCACCUCACAGGGUCUUCAUUUCCAGAAGGGUUCCCCCCCACCUUCCCAUAGGGUUCUCAGCACCUCACUUAGCAGGAGGAAUAUUCCCCACUCCCCAUCACAUAGACUGAGUUGCUUUCAAGUCCCCCUCCCCAACUCUCCACCUUGCCCACCAGUUAGGUCAUUUAAUCAGUAAGUUUGGAGGACCCCCAGUCAGUAUUUGUGUAUGGCUCAAUAAACCCUAAAUGUUUCCCUGGAGUGGAAUCAAUCACAGAAUGAAAAGGGGUCUGGGUGGGGGCUCUGUUCUUUGUUAUCUUCCCCACAGUCAUCCUUGCCCAUCUCAGAGAGAGACCCAGCAGCUGGAAGCUGAGGGAGGACAGAUAGACAGACACAUGCAGAGAGGACAGACCUCAGGGGAGUACA
Molecule: messenger RNA, 1644 nt
Organism: Vombatus ursinus (common wombat)
Lineage: Eukaryota; Metazoa; Chordata; Mammalia; Diprotodontia; Vombatidae
Product: calcineurin B homologous protein 2-like
Exons: 8
Molecular function (GO): calcium ion binding
Source: RefSeq, a predicted model, not a curated record